Molecule: messenger RNA, 810 nt
Organism: Knipowitschia caucasica
Lineage: Eukaryota; Metazoa; Chordata; Actinopteri; Gobiiformes; Gobiidae
Source: the annotation of a GenBank genome assembly
AUGAGCAAAAACAGAGGCCAGAGAGACCAGGCCGCAAAAGCCCCGGAUCCGCCUGCGGCUGCUGCUUCCCCGGACAUGAAUGUGCUAAUGGAGGCUAUUGCUAAUUCAGAGAAGACAAUACUGGAGCGAAUUGAUUCAAGCACGAAAGACCUGAACGACAAGAUAGACACUAUCAAAGAAGAUAUAGUGAAGCAGGACACCCGCUUGCAAGAUGUCGAAUCUGGUUUGAAUGUCUACUCGGAUCGCACAGAGCAAUUGGAGGAUGGUGUUAGCGUGCUGCGGGCGGAGGUAGCUCGGCUAGCUAACAAGCUAGAUGACCUGGAGGGGCGUCAGCGCCGAUGCAACGCACGCAUCGUCGGGGUGAAAGAAGGCUUUGAAAACACCGGGAAGCCGACAGAUGUUAUUGCCACCAUGUUAAAAGACGUACUGGGUCUCGGAUUCACCCCUAUGCUGGACCGAGCCCACCGCGGCCUGCAGCGACCGGCCCAAAAUGGAGACCCUCCCAGAGUGAUCGUGGUAAAAUUUCAUUACUUCCAGGAGAAAGCAGAAGUGUUUAAAACAGCCGCAAACUCAUCGCCACUGAAACUACAGGGUCGGAGAAUAAGCAUUUUUCCUGACUACACGGCUGAUGUGGCCAAAAAGAGAGCUGCUUUCAAUGAGGCCAAGCAACUGCUCCGUAGCUGUGCUGGUGUCAAGUUCGGGGUUCUGUUCCCAGCGGUCCUACGAGUCACUUCAGCAACAGGGCAAGACAACCGGUUCACCGACCCAUCGACGGAAAUUGACUUUAUCAAGAAGAACUUACAGCCAUAA